AUGGUGCUGUUAACCGACUCCUUCCUGAUGGACUUGUCCAUUCUAGUGGUAGGCGUUUUAGGAAUAUUCUACUGGCUCGCCACCAAGAAUUUCGGACACUGGCGAAAAAAAGGCGUGCCGUACAUAGAGCCCAAGCCAUUUGUUGGUAAUCUUCAAGAUAUGGCCCUUGGGAAAACCAGCAUGGGUGAACUUCUCGCAAAGUUUUAUUUGGAUGCAGUAGGGAAACCGUAUAUUGGCAUGUUCGCCUUCCAUCGUCCCAUACUGCUUGUAAGAGACGCGGACGUCAUCAAAAGCAUUUUGGUGAAGGAUUUCAACUACUUUCGUGAUCGCACUUUCAGUCCUGACGAGAAGUUGGACCCGAUGUUCACCAAGAAUCUCUUUGGUUUGAGUGGGCCCAGAUGGAGGCACAUCCGCGUCAAACUGACUCCCACGUUCACUUCAGGCAAGAUGAAGCUGAUGUACGAGUUCGUCAACGAAUGUGGAAAGGAAAUGGUUCAACUUGUUAACCGUGAACUUGGAGGAGGAGGUGAGCAAUAUUUCUUAGAAAUUCGGAACAAAGUUAAAUUGUCAUAA
Gryllus bimaculatus (two-spotted cricket) is the source of this 573-nucleotide messenger RNA. Lineage: Eukaryota; Metazoa; Arthropoda; Insecta; Orthoptera; Gryllidae. The record is from the annotation of a GenBank genome assembly.